CCGUCCUCUUGGUCUGCUCAAUUUGCAACGACGACUUGGAUAUCACACGCCGGCGGAUGGUUUGGAAGGACCUAUAAAAGGCAAAUUUUGUCAGAGUAGAAUCAUUCUCAGCAUUCAGUUGAAGAUACUCACAAGCAAAAUGAAGGCUUUCGUCGCUGUCCUCGCUCUCGCCUCUUUGGCUCUCGCUGAUCCCACCGCCAAGGCUGAGGCUGAUCCCGCCUACUUGUACGGCGGCUACGGUUAUGGCUACGGUUUGGCUCAUGCCUCUCCCAUCGCCGCCGCCGUGGCCCCUGCCGCCUACACCGUGUCCAAGACCGUCAGCCCUGUGGUGAGCUAUGCUAAUGCCCCCGUGUACAGCACCGCCCACGCCGUGGCUAGUGUGCCCGCCGUCUCUGCUCUUCCCGCUGUGGCUGCUGCUCCCAAUGUGUACAACUUGGGAUACAACAACUUGGGAUACAACUUGGCUUACAACAACUUGGGAUACAACAACUUGGCUGGAUUUGCUGGCCUUCCCUAUGCCAAUGUUGCCUAUAACCAUGGUCUUUUCAAGCGUGAGGCCGAGGCCGAGCCCGAGGCUGAUGCUGAGGCCGCCUACUACGGUUACGCCGCCUACGCUGGUCUGGCUCCUCGUGCUUAUAGCCCCUAUGGUCUGUACAACGGCUACCGUGCUGCUUACCAACCCUACGCCGCUUAUUCCGGUGUGUCCGCUUAUGCCGCUUAUCCCAGAGCCCUUGGAUAUGCUGGUCUCGCCAGACCUUAUGGUUAUUACUACUAAGCACUCUUCUGCCCAGUCAAUGCAACUCAGCUCCGCCUCAAGAUCAGCCAAAGACAACGACAGCCCUUCAAUCUGCUCAUCCUCAACUGAAUGCUAAAAAAUGUUCAGUGUCCCCGAGGUCUUGCUUGAGUUUUCGAACCCAAGAAAGAGCCUCUGGAUAGGAACUGAGAAUCAAAACCAAUUUUGUGCAAUUUUGCCCCAACACACACUUGGACAAAAGAUUGUUUCUUAUCCAAAGAAAUAAAAUCAAAAAGCAUA
Tigriopus californicus is the source of this 1033-nucleotide messenger RNA. RefSeq names its product cuticle protein 16.5-like. The transcript has 2 exons. Bases 140 to 775 code for a protein of 211 amino acids. The record is from RefSeq and is a predicted model, not a curated record. NCBI's taxonomy places the organism in Eukaryota, Metazoa, Arthropoda, Copepoda, Harpacticoida, Harpacticidae.